Melanaphis sacchari is the source of this 1753-nucleotide messenger RNA. Its product is annotated as transcription factor HNF-4 homolog. The coding region runs from base 312 to 1571 and encodes 419 amino acids. Gene Ontology annotation, molecular function: nuclear steroid receptor activity; zinc ion binding; RNA polymerase II cis-regulatory region sequence-specific DNA binding. The transcript is spliced from 9 exons. The record is from RefSeq and is a predicted model, not a curated record. Gene Ontology annotation, biological process: regulation of transcription by RNA polymerase II; anatomical structure development; cell differentiation. Lineage: Eukaryota; Metazoa; Arthropoda; Insecta; Hemiptera; Aphididae. Gene Ontology annotation, cellular component: nucleus.
UCGAGUAAUACGAUUAUUUCUGUACAAAACGCGUCCCGGUGCAGAGGAGUCAACACAUGAUUGCAUUCUGCUGAGAUUAAUCGCGCGUGCACCGGUUUUCGUAUUAUAAUUUACCGUCGACAUUAUUAUUAUUAUUUUUUUUUUUUUAUUGCCGUUAUUGUUAAAACUCUCAUUGCACUCUAAACUUUUUUUUCAUUUCAUAAAUUUCCGAGUAAUAACGUCAUGCAAAUAUCGUGAGUUUUGAGGUGACAUCCGUUUUUACCAUCGUUGUUUUUGUAUUCUCCUUUCACCAACGCCUGUUGCUUUUGAAAAUGUUCAUAAACGAAUUUCCAUUCAUGGAGUCCAUGCCGUCCAACAACAAUUUUGUACUCAAGUCCGAACCGUUCAGUGAAGGCAUUUACAAUGGAAACGUUUGGAUUACAGCAGAAUCGGACCUCAACGGCAUGCCGGUACAUCGCGAGCAGACGUAUUUGCAGACCAUUGACACGCCGCAGGUACACUCGCCGCCCAUGACCAACCAAAACCAGGCGUGCUCUAUCUGUGGCGACCGGGCUACCGGCAAACAUUACGGGGCGGCAUCCUGUGACGGCUGCAAAGGAUUCUUCCGUCGAUCCGUUCGCAAAAGCCAUUUCUAUUCAUGCAGAUUUUCAAGAAAUUGUAUCGUUAACAAGGACAAGCGCAAUCAGUGCCGAUAUUGUCGUUUGCGGAAAUGCUUCAAAGCCGGGAUGCGAAAAGAAGCUGUGCAAAACGAACGCGACCGAAUCAACUGCAGACGACCCAGUUACGAAGAGCAACCAUGCGCUAGUGGUUUAUCCGUCACAUCACUAUUGAACGCCGAAAUCUUGUCCCGCAGCGAAUCCGAUACGGCUGAGGAUACUAACUUAGCGAACAAACACGUGGCGAACAUCGGAGACGUGUGCGAAUCUAUGAAAACCCAAUUGCUUUUCCUGGUCGACUGGGCCAAGCGCAUACCCGCGUUCACAGAACUACAACUGAAUGACCAGGUUUCGUUGUUGCGGGCUCACGCGGGAGAACACUUGCUCUUGGGUUUGGCCAAAAGAUCGUUAAUGCUCAAGGACGUGUUGCUGCUGGGUAACAAUCGUGUUAUAACCCGUCACGUACCCGAUAACGGGAUCCCGUCGGACUUGGACAUAAGCAGAGUGGGCUCACGCGUAUUGGACGAACUCGUCAAACCGUUGAACGACGUGCAGAUCGACGACACCGAAUUCGCGUGUCUAAAGGCUAUUGUUUUCUUCGAUCCAAAUGCCAAAGGCCUGAACGAAUCGGACCGCAUUAGACGUAUGCGCAAGCAAAUCCACAGAAACCUAGAAGACUACAUCAGCGACAGGCAAUAUGAGACUUGCGGCCGGUUUGCCGAACUGUUGCUCACACUGCCGGCGUUGCAGUCGAUCACUUGGCAAAUGAUCGAACAAAUUCAAUUCGCAAAAUUGUUCGGAAUGGCGCACAUUGAACCGCUGUUGCAGGAGAUGUUACUCGGAGGAGCUUCAAUUGACGCCGAUGCAAACGCCCAUCAAGAUAACAAAAACAUCAAUGUCAUCAAUGUGCCAUAAACUAAAUAAUUCAUUACGAUUCCAGAACGUCUAUUGCGAUUGACCACCAGAACGUUGGAUUCUUUUUAUAUAGCUUCGUAUAUAGGUCGAUAACUUCUAUAUUCACUUUACAUAAUAUAAUGUUAAACGUUAAUAAUCGUCAUAACUCAUAAUAUAUUGCCUCGACUUGUUUGAAUAAUAAU